AUGAGGCGCAUGCGCGCGGUGGGCGGGUGCUGGGGCAGCGGCGCGGCGCGGGGGGGGCGGGCGGUGCUCGGUGCCGCCGCCGGGCGCGGCGGGGCCGCGGAGCCGGCCGGGGCGGGCGGCGGACGGCAGGGCUGGCGGGGCGAGUCGCGGGGUUCGCCGCAACAGCUGGCGGAGCGGUACGCGGACUUGGCGGCCAGCCACAGCGAGGCGCUGCGGCAGCGGGAGGAGCGCGAGUGGCACAACGCGCGGCUGCGCCAGGAGAACGCGCGGCUGCGGCUGGAGAACCGCCGCCUGCGCCGGGAGAACCGCUGCCUCUUCCGACAGGCCCUGCUGGGGCCCGGCCCCGACAAGCCCCCCGCCGACCCGGGUGAGGAGGCGGAGGCCCUGCGCGCCCAGCUGGGGCGGCUGCAGGAGAAGCACCGCCGGGCCUUGCGGCACCUGCGGCGCUGCCGGGCCGCCGGCGGGCCCGAGGCCUCGGAAGCCGAGGACAGCGAGCUGGACGAGCUGCUGCUGGAGGAGGACGAGCAACCGCUGGAUAAGAAAAGCCUGGUGCCGGCCGUGUAG
This is a messenger RNA of Cinclus cinclus, 564 nucleotides long. It is a transcript of the gene TUSC1, whose product is annotated as tumor suppressor candidate 1. Lineage: Eukaryota; Metazoa; Chordata; Aves; Passeriformes; Cinclidae. The coding region runs from base 1 to 564 and encodes 187 amino acids. The record is from RefSeq and is a predicted model, not a curated record. The transcript has a single exon.